CGACAUAAAGAAAACAGCCAACAAUGGACCCGAAUUGCUAAAUACCCAAAUAUGGGAGAUUACCGUUGAGUUGAAAUAACAAAAUGGCAGGACACAUGAUUUCUAAAAUGUAUGUCUGCGUGAUAAUUGAAAUGUUUCCAGAAUGUAAAGAAACAUCAAAAUAUCAACCUUUCAAACAUUGACUAUCGGAUAUAAACAACAUUAGAAGACGAAACCAACAAAUAUAUGCUCAGAACAGACAAGAUAACAAGGAUUUUGAAAAAUAGGAUAAAGCUCACGAAAAGCUAAACUGAAUUAAGACAAUUGGAACAAUUUAUGAUUAGACAUAUAUGAUAAAGAGAAAAUGAAACAACAUAUUAAGUUGAAAUCCACGAUUCAAAUUAAUACCAGAUGAAACAUAAUGGACGACAAAAAGUGAUGACAUCACAGCAAAAAUUGAUGAUGUCAGGGGAAUCUAGAGGUUCUCUAGAUAUGAUUCUAGAAGAUGAAGAAGAACUUUCAAAAUUACUGAGAGGUCCAAACAAAUCUAUACAUAAGUUGCCAGCUAACAUGUCAAUCACAGAUAGGGUAACCUUAGUGAGAAACACAGCCGAGCAGAAACACCUGCGACUCGUGAGCAGCCAUUUUAAGAGAGAAAUGAAGAAAAACAUGGCAGCAUAUCGCAAUAAAACUGACCAAUUGAAAGAGGAGUUAUACCAAUUCCAAAAUGAUCUUAACCAAUUUCACAUGGAUGACUCAAAAGAUGUCAGGACUAAUUCCAAUAUGGCUGACACGCCAUCACGAUUUUACUCCUCGCCAUAUAGUCGGAUAACUCCAAAAACUGGUACAUCCAGUCGGAAUGGAUUGUUGAAGCCCAAAUGGAAUUCUAGUCAUAAUUUAUUAGAUAGUGAAAUGCUCAAAGCAGUAGAUGAACGUAGAAAUAGCACGCCCUUGCCAGAGAACUUGAUGGCUCUCCCAGAGCUAAAGAAUCAUAUACAGUUAUCAUACAUAGACAGGAAAAACUCAGUUCAGAAUCUUUCGCAUAUUUUAAUCCCAGAGGAGGAUAAAAUUGAUUCUGAUCCUCCAUCAUUUGAUUCUAGUAUGGAGUCAGACGAACAGACAUUACAGAGUGAUAUAAAACCCAAACAGGAAACAAUGGAUUAUACUGAAGGAAAACAUCAUACAGAUAAUACUGAUAAAAAUACCAAUAAUAAAACAAGAAAUAAAUCUAAAGGAAAAAGAACAAACAGAAAAGUAAAAGAACCAGCAGAAAGUCCUGACAAAAUGUCAUAUAGUCCUAAAAAUAAAAAUAAAAGCAACAAAAAGGUCCACUUUGCUUGUGACACAUCGGAUGGAGGAUACAGCUCAAUGUCAAGCUCCCCCAAACCUACAUUAGAGCCCCAAAAACCAGCACUUAAAUUUCCUAUUAUCCUUGAGAGAACAAACUCCAUAAUACCACCAAUUAUGGAGAAAUUCUGCAUCCUUGGACCAUCCCAUAAACCCAACAAUAUUGAACGUCAAACAAGUGAUAAAAACCUAAAAAGAAUGAAAAGUCGGACUAAACCAAACAAAACAGCAAUCACUAGAAAGUCCUCAGAGAGUAAAAUUGAGUAUAAAGUAUAUUAUAAAAACCCAGACAAAGACAUCAGCCCUGUGGACAAAUUCCGGGAAGUUGCACAAAAAGUGAUGCCCCAAUCACGAACAAACAGAGACAAAAUGAGCAUGCUGGAUGUGGUGCUUGCAGUAAAAGAAAGACUCUGGGAAAACCAGCGGGACUUAAAAUUUGGGGAAUCAGUGCCAAAAGCGAAUCAUGGUGUUUUAUUGACAGAUUUCUUGCUGAGUAAAUCUGCAGAUCAUGAAAGGCAGGAGAACAAAAUGGCAGUGGAGGGGUCUUCACAAAAGGGUGUCCCUGGAUUCUCAGCUGAACGAAGUGGAAGACGUCACCCAAAUGUGCUUUUGAAAAAUCAACUCCGAAAAAUGGCGAGAAAUCGAACAAUGUCAGAACAAAUAGAGGCAGAGCAAUAUAGACUUGAAAAUAUGGAUGUCACAAAAUCCUGACACUAUGACAUUGGGGCUCUAUGAAAUGUGCAUGUAAUCUGACAUGAAUUCGUGUCAGUGGAAUACAGUUAUCAGUAAAAAAUAUAUUAAUUCACAGAGAUCCAUCAAUUAUAUAGGUCAAUUACCUAACUUACAAUGGUUUCUAGUGGAUGUAACCUAGAUUGUUCACAGUUUUGACAAGCUACAUAUCACAUAAUUAUUCUUCUGUAAGAGUAUCCAUACAUGUCAAUUGAUGUUAUGAACGUAUAUGCCAUGAAAUAAAGAUGACUAAAAAUUAUAUACACACUGUGG
Messenger RNA from Owenia fusiformis, 2328 nucleotides. NCBI's taxonomy places the organism in Eukaryota, Metazoa, Annelida, Polychaeta, Sabellida, Oweniidae. The record is from the annotation of a GenBank genome assembly.